AUGCCCGGCGCUCCCUCUCCCAUCGCGAUUGUGCCGGAAGAGGCAGAUUGUAUUCUGCAUGAGAAUCCUCUUAAACAUCGGCGUGGAAAUAAUGCAACACGGCGGCGACACACUCCAUGGACAGCGCCACAGUUGAGUCAACAUGAUUGUCAUUACCACCAACAUCACCAGCAGCAGCAGCAAAAUGAACAUUUAUUGGCGCAUACAAGACCUUCAAAUGCGCAGUCUGCGCCUUUGUUGCGGCCUCACAUCCACUCUAUGCUGUAUCAUUGCAUUAUUGGGCACGCGGCGGAACCUUCCUCGUCGCAAGAGCAUAGGAAGAAAGUGGUACCUGUAGGUAAUUCCCUCCCUUUUCCGGCAACGUCCUUGCAUACUCCAAACCAUCCACACCAUCAGUUAAAGUCUAAUACCACCUGUAACAUCCGUGCCCCCGUGUUUUCGAAUCUGAAAUCCUCAACUUUGUCUGAGGAGGCAGGGGUGACGCCAACGCAAGUGGCCGUGAUAACCCCUUCGCCGUAUUCGGAAAACGCUUCGCUUGGUAAUGGCUCUGGCUCUCCGGCCACCACACGGGGGUGCCAAACGACUGGGACAAAAAGACCAUUUUACAACUCCCCCAUGGUCUAUUCGCCAGACGUCAGUCCUUCCAAAGGCGACGGGCACUCUUCCACGGAACUCGUGGGUCGUGCGUUAGAGGAUGAGUUAAAAGCAGCUGAGAAGGACGAAUUACUGCAGGUGCUACUCGAGCUGAGCAGCUGCAGCGAAGAGGCGGCUCGCUUCAUUCAAAGCAAGGCCAUUCUUUUUUCUCUUCGGCGCGCCACCAUGUUAGGAAGGAGGCGGGACGAGAGUACUGACAGCACUCGUGGGGGUGAACUUGUGGCGCCAACGACAAACAACGCCGCAUCCAGUCCGGGAAAAACUCCUGAGCGGAAACCACAUACCGUCAGUUUUGGUAUUCUCGACCGAUGCUGUGACUCUACACACGUCACGCCCAGCAAACUACUGGCGUUUGAGGAAUCCACAUCUUUGUCCAACAGCUGUGAAAAGUUUGCUUUUGCUGGGGGUGCGUCGCCAGCAAAUUUGUCCCCGCGCAAUAAAAAUUCGAUGCAGAUGCAUCUAUUAACUUCAUCCGAUAGAACUGCUGCUCGGGGGUGUGAAGAAGAGAAGUGCACCUCCAUCAAGGCCGCCCUCGCGGGCAUACACGUGAAGGCGGAAGAUCGCCCGUGGUGCGACGAGGUUCAUCCAUGUUUGAAAUGGUACAGAUCCUGCCGGCACCCGACAAGUUGCCCGUUCGCUUCAAGCCCGCGGAAUCUCUGCUUGAACUGGGUCCGUGCCUCGUGCAUGAUGGGACAAGAGUGCAGCGGCGUCCACCGGCUGCCUGAUGCAUGCUCCUCCGAGGUGCUAACAGUAUUUGCGCUUUGCCAUGGCGCCGACCGUGCUGCUGUGGCGCACCAAAAAUUGCAACUGCAGCUACUCCAGCAUCCGAACCAGACGCUGCAGCAUCCCUCUUAUUGUCGUAAGCAGCAAUUGCUCUAUGCCGACUCCAAGUCGCAAGGGUGUGAAGGCCUCAAUACGCCGAUUGGACAAAUCAUUUCUGACUUUGCAGGUAUACCAGCGAGUCUGGAGCAUUACUAUCAUGAGUUGCGUCACGUUCCUCAAGCGACUGCGUCGCCAAGCCAACAAAAGCGUAACGAUGAUGGCCACUGCCACUGCCUAAGCUGCCGUACACCAAGUGAUAAAUUUGAGUUGCUGGCGCAAACUCAUGAGGACCAUGCGUGGAGGCAACUGCAACACUUACCACCAACCGCAACCCGACCCGUAUCACGCUGUUUAAAUGAGAGCUUUACAGCUGCAGAAUGCUUAGAGAGCACGAUAGCAGGUGGGGUAACGGAAAGGUCAUCUUGGGCAGAGCCCGCCAGCCUUUUGACACGCCCACUUGCUGCUAAAUGUGGAGCCGAGUAUGAAGAAGAGGUCACGGAGUUAUUCCCCCCUCAGAACACGUACACACGCACGCAGUCCCCUGUGACACUAUAG
Molecule: messenger RNA, 2031 nt
Organism: Trypanosoma rangeli
Lineage: Eukaryota; Euglenozoa; Kinetoplastea; Trypanosomatida; Trypanosomatidae
Product: glucoamylase-like protein
Exons: 1
Coding region: 1-2031 (676 amino acids)
Source: RefSeq, a predicted model, not a curated record